CACACAAUAUGAAUACAAAAAUGGUGAAGUCAAUGGUUGUUCUUGCCCAAAUCCCACUUGUUGCGCUGUUUCCUCUUUGUAUAUGUUAUCAAACAGAUGAAAGCACGAGUUCUGCCUCUCUAUCCCCUCAGUUUUACGACAACUCGUGCCCAAACGCACAAGCCAUCGUUCAAUCUUACGUCGCCAAAGCAUAUUCCAAUGACCCUCGCAUGGCUGCCUCAAUUCUUAGGCUCCAUUUCCAUGACUGUUUCGUUAAUGGAUGUGAUGCUUCCGUACUAUUGGACAGUAGUGGAACCAUGGAAAGCGAGAAACGAUCAAAUGCAAAUCGAGACUCUGCUCGAGGGUUCGAAGUCAUUGACGAGAUCAAGUCGGCCUUGGAAAAUGAAUGUCCUGAAACAGUUUCUUGCGCCGAUCUAUUGGCUCUCGUUGCUAGAGACUCCAUUGUUAUUUGUGGUGGACCUAGUUGGGAAGUAAAUCUUGGAAGAAGAGAUGCGAGGGAAGCAAGUUUGAGUGGUUCCAUGGAGAACAUUCCUUCUCCCGAGUCCACGUUACAAACAAUUGUCAACAUGUUCAACCUUCAAGGACUUGAUCUCACCGAUCUUGUUGCCCUCUUAGGGAGUCACACGAUAGGAAACUCGAGGUGUAUUGGUUUCCGACAAAGGUUAUACAACCAUACUGGAAAUAACGAUCGCGACCAGACUUUGAAUCAAGACUACGCCUCUAUGUUGCAGCAGGGAUGUCCGAUUUCGGGCAACGACCAGAACCUCUUUAAUCUUGACUAUGUGACGCCGACUAAGUUUGACAAUUACUACUUCAAGAAUCUGGUGAACUUUAGAGGACUCUUGAGUUCUGAUGAGAUUUUGUUCACGCAAAGCAGUGAGACCAUGGAGAUGGUCAAGUUUUACGCGGAGAAUGAGGAAGCCUUCUUUGAGCAGUUCGCGAAGUCGAUUGUGAAAAUGGGGAACAUCUCACCGUUGACGGGGACAGAUGGUGAGAUCCGGAGGAUCUGCCGGAGGGUUAACCAUGACGUUUGAUCAAAAGGCCAAAACAAUAACGAUUUUUAUUGCAA
This is a messenger RNA of Arabidopsis arenosa, 1069 nucleotides long. The record is from the annotation of a GenBank genome assembly. NCBI's taxonomy places the organism in Eukaryota, Viridiplantae, Streptophyta, Magnoliopsida, Brassicales, Brassicaceae.